Molecule: messenger RNA, 4444 nt
Organism: Anthonomus grandis grandis
Lineage: Eukaryota; Metazoa; Arthropoda; Insecta; Coleoptera; Curculionidae
Gene: Hem
Product: membrane-associated protein Hem
Exons: 3
Coding region: 202-3579 (1125 amino acids)
Biological process (GO): cell projection assembly; cell migration; neuron projection morphogenesis
Cellular component (GO): SCAR complex
Source: RefSeq, a predicted model, not a curated record
CCAUAUUUGUCAAUUUUUUUUGGAUUCCGCCCUGUUAUUUAUUUAUUUACUAGAUAAUACUCAAAAAAAAAGAAAUUUAAAUCGUAAAUUAAAGAAUUAGUCUAAUGAUGAAUAAAGUAUUACCGCGUGUUUUCUUUAAUUAGAAGUGAUCAUUACAAAUUUCUAUCUAUUGGUCGCUCACAGGCUGCAAAAAACUCGAUAAUGGCUCGGCAAAUGAGUCAAACAGAGCGAAAACUCGCUGAGAAAUUAAUAAUUCUAAAUGAUAGGGGCACAGGGAUGCUGACUAGGAUAUAUAACAUCAAAAAGGCUUGUGGAGAUGCAAAAUCAAAGCCUGGAUUCCUGUCAGAUAAAAACUUGGAAUCUUCCAUCAAGAGUAUUGUGAGAAGAUUUCCAAAUCUAGAUUCCAAAAGUUUAACCCCUAUACAAGGACUUCGAAAUGAAAUUAUCAAAUCCUUGUCUCUUUAUUACUAUACCUUUGUAGAUUUACUUGAUUUUAAAGACCAUGUAUGUGAGCUUUUGACAACUAUGGAUGCUUACCAGGUAGAAUUGGAUAUAUCAGUGAAUUUUGAGCUUACAAAAAGUUAUUUAGACCUAGUAACAACUUAUGUGUCCCUCAUGGUUUUACUGUCUAGAGUAGAAGAUAGAAAAGCUGUGUUGGGAUUAUUUAAUGCUGCUUAUGAAAUUGUUCAUGGUUCUGCAGAUACCAGCUUUCCUCGUCUUGGCUCCAUGAUAAUUGAUUAUGAUGUACCACUGAAAAAACUAUCUGAAGAAUUCGUCCCUCACUCAAGAUUAUUAAGUCAAGCUUUAUACUCAUUACUUCCAGUAUAUGUACCAAGAAAUGUCUCAGCUGAUCAGUGGAGAUCUGAGCAAAAAUUAAGCUUAGUUGGUAAUCCCUCAGUGUUUUUGAAGCCAGUAUUUACAGAAAGAAUAAGUUGUGAAUUUUUAUCUAUGGACACAAUGGAGCGAUGGAUAGUAUUUGGGAUCAUGUUAAUACAUCAAUCACUAUUGGAUUCAAGGCAAGACCAUUUUCAUAAGCUUUUGAUAAAUGCAUUAGAAAGCUUUUGGGUGCUUCCUUUGUUUAGAGAUGAAGUGCUACAUAUUCAUCAAUAUAUAUGGUCAUUUUUGGAUACUUUAAAGGGAUAUGGGAAAAGAAUUUCUGAUAUAAAAGACGCCUUUCAACAAGCCAUUCAAAAAGCAGGUUACAAUCAUAGAGAAAGAAGAAAAUUUCUCAGAACAGCAUUAAAAGAAUUAGGAUUGAUAUUUACAGACCAGCCAGGAUUGCUUGGACCUAAAGCCCUGAUGAUCUUUAUGGGACUAUGCUAUGCAAGGGAUGAAGUACUCUGGUUACUCAGACAUAAUGAUAAUCCACCACAAACAAAUAAAAGCAAAGGAAAAUCAACUGAAGACCUAGUUGAUCGUCACCUGCCAGAACUUCUCUUUCACAUGGAGGAUCUUCGAGUACUUGUAAGAAAAUAUAGUCAAGUAAUGCAAAGGUAUUAUGUUCAAUACCUAUCACAUUGGGACGCUAUAGCCCUUAAAGAGCAAAUGCAAAAACUGCCAAGUUGUCCUGAUGAUGAAGCAAUCAUUUUAUCCUCUUUUUGUAAUGCUAUUUCAGGUCUUUCUGUUAAACAAGUAGAAGAAAAUGAAACGUUUAACUUUUUUGCGUUUAGACUUGAUUGGUUUAGGUUACAAGCUUAUACUUCUACACAGCAGUCAAAACUUCGACUAAUGGAGAACAAAUUAUUGGGUCAGUUAAUGGAUAUGACCCAAUUCCAUACAAAGAUGGUCGACAACUUGGACGAAAUGCUACGAGAAACAUCUGAUUUAUCAAUCUUCUGUUUCUAUAGUCGUAUAUUUGAGAACCAGUUUCAUAUGUGCUUAGAAUUUCCUGCUCAGAAUCGGUAUAUUGUGGCAUUCCCAUCCAUAUGCAGUCAUUUUCAGCACUGCACUCAUGAACUUUGUCCUGAAGAACGACACCAUAUUAGAGAACGCAGUUUAUCAGUGGUUAACAUGUUCUUAGAUGAAAUGGCUAAAGAAGCGAAAAACAUUAUUACUGCUAUAUGUGAUGCACAGUGUAAGAUGAGUGACAAACUAUUGCCAAAGAAUUGCGGACAUUUGAUCUCGCAUCAAAUGAACAGGAAGAAAAAGGAAAAAAACAAAAAGAAUACUAUAGAAUUUGAAAAACCGGGCAAAGAAAGCUAUAGGAAAACCCGUGAGAAUCUAACCACAAUGGAUAAACUACAUAUGGCUCUAACUGAGCUUUGUUUCGCGAUUAACUAUUUUUCCAAUAUAAAUGUUUGGGAAUACACGUUUGCGCCACGAGAAUAUCUUCACCAGCAUUUAGAAAACCGGUUUGCGAAAGCGUUAGUAGGUAUGGUGAUGUAUAAUCCAGACACACACGAAAUUGCCAAACCUUCAGAGCUUUUAGUAUGUGUAAGAUCUUACAUGAAUGUUUUGCAAACUGUAGAAAACUACGUGCACAUUGAUAUAACCAGAGUAUUUAAUAACUGUCUACUUCAGCAAACCCAAGCUGUGGAUAGUCACGGGGAGAAGACAAUUGCUUCACUAUACACUCAAUGGUAUUCGGAAGUUUUAUUGAGAAGAGUAAGCGCAGGCAAGAUAAUUUUUUCAAUGAAUCAACGCUCGUUUGUUAGUUUGACGAUUGAGGGAACGGUCCCUUUUAAUCCUGAAGAAUAUUCUGAUGUUAAUGAGUUAAAAGCUUUAGCCGAACUUAUCGGACCAUACGGUAUGAAACAAUUAAGCGAAACUCUAAUGUGGCAUAUUGCUAGUCAGGUUGUAGAGCUGAAAAAAUUAGCAGAAGCUAAUAAAGAUGUUUUGCUACUGUUACGAACCAACUUUGAUAAACCUGACGUGAUGAAGGAGCAAUUUAAAAGACUGACAAACGUAGAAAAUGUUCUUCAACGGAUGACUAUAGUCGGAGUGAUUUUGAGCUUUAGACAUUUAGCACAGUCCUGUUUGACAGAUGUUUUGGAGCAACGCGUUCCGUUUUUGCUUAGCUCCAUUUUAGAUUUCAGACAUCAUUUACCAAGUGGAGAUCCGAUGAAAAUUGUCAGUGAAAUGACGUCUGCUGCCGGUUUAAGUUGCAAAGUUGACCCCACAUUAAUUUCAGCUCUAAAAAUUCAAAAAGCCGAGAACGAAGGAGAAAAUGAGCAUCUAUUAGUAUGCCUUCUUAUGGUUUUCGUAGCUGUUUCUAUACCAAAACUUGCUAGAGCCGAAGAUUCAUUCUAUAGAGCGUCAUUAGAAGGACAUACAAAUAAUAUUCAUUGUAUGGCGCUGGCAGUUAAUCAUAUUUUUGGCGCUUUGUUUACUAUUUGUGGUCGAGAAGAUAUUGAGGAUAGAAUGAAAGAAUUUUUAGCCCUUGCUUCAUCUAGUUUAUUGCGGCUAGGGCAGGAGGCGGAUAAGGAAGCGGUUAAAAACAGAGAAUCAGUUUAUUUGCUCUUAGAUCAAAUCGUACAAGAAUCCCCUUUCUUGACGAUGGACCUAUUAGAGUCUUGUUUUCCCUAUGCACUAAUCCGAAAUGCUUAUCAUGAUGUUUAUAAACAGGAACAAAAUAUGUAAGUUUUAAAUAUAUAAGAUAAUACUGUAUGUGAAAUAAUGCCUAAUUGCAGCCCAUGUAAACAUGUUUACAGCCAGCCAUAAGUCUUGUCAUUGGAAGGUUAUUUUUAUAUAAUUGACUUGCUCUUUUGAAUGAAAAUAUACAUUUAAAUACAGGGUUUAGCCUGUAUUUUCAAGCAGGUUCCAGUAAAGGUUUAAUUAAAUAUUUAUAUUUGGUCUAAACUUAUUACAUUCCGCGAUGCAACCCUUAAUACCAUACCAUAUUUACAAUGGCUACUAUAUUUAAUAAUGAAAAAUAAACUUUCCGUAAAGAAAAUAGGUAAUAGUAGUAAUAAGAAAUAAUUUCAAUAUGGGCUCAAGACUGGUCAGAAAAUACAAAUAAUGUUAAAAUAAUUAAAAUAACGAUACCUUUAUAUACCCCGCAACCCACCACGAAUAAAAAAAAUAAUGUAGGAAAAUGUAAGAAAGGAUCUUAAUUUUGAAUUGUUUUUCAUAACAAUAAAGUAUUAUUUUUGAAUCGCCAAAAAUCAACGUAAUUAGCUACUGUUUCGCUUUAUAAUUGUAUUUAUUGUAUAUUUAGUGUUUGACUACAUACAAAUUAAUAGAUUGCUAUUACUUAUGUAAAGAAGAAAUACUUAGUUAAGAGUAGAAUAUCUUUUUAUAGAAAUUUAUCUAUUUAUAUCUUAGUAGUUACUAAAGUAAAGCAAGCGUAAAAUUUAAUAUUUCUUUUGACUUUAUAUUGCAGAAUAUUUUAAUUUUUGUCACAAUAUUAUUAUUAAUUACCAAAUUUUUCUGCAAAAAAUUAUUGAAAAUAAAUGGAAUUAUACAUAUAUUUUAUUUUAAAAUAAUGUAUCUUCAAUCGGCAGCC